Molecule: messenger RNA, 3076 nt
Organism: Cynara cardunculus var. scolymus (artichoke)
Lineage: Eukaryota; Viridiplantae; Streptophyta; Magnoliopsida; Asterales; Asteraceae
Product: myosin heavy chain, embryonic smooth muscle isoform-like
Exons: 18
Coding region: 579-2606 (675 amino acids)
Source: RefSeq, a predicted model, not a curated record
GUCUAGUUGAUGAUGAUGGGAAAAGUUAUGAGGAUCCUUAUAUGUCAAAUGAUAAGAAUAUUACUCCUGAGAAGCCAACUACGGUAAGUGAGAAGAGGAACCACUUUUUGUCAUUCUAUUGUUUUCAUUGUGUUCCUCACUGCAUUUACUUGUGAUUUUGUGUAUGUUUAGGUUUGUUUGAAUGUUAGACAUAGUCUUACACCAUCUAGGGCUGAGAUCAACUCUCUGUUUCUCUUGCUAGUUUGACUUGGCAUUACAAGUUUUAUAGCACAACUGCAUAUGCACUGCAAAGGAUAACAGUUGCACCAAAAGCAGGACAAGAAAAUGAAACGAGUUACUUUUUUCUAUUAUUGCCUGUUUAUGUUCUUAAUUUAUAUCCUUCUCUUCCAAGCCUGUAAGCAACCCCAGUUAAUAAUGUCACAAUUUUUAGUAGGCCUUUGUUAUGUUCUCAGAUCUGAAAAUAGGCGAUUCCAAGUUAAUUUUGGUGUCACAAUAUUAUACUUGUCUAGCUGCUGUUUACCUAGAUUCUUGUUGGAAACGAGAUUCUAUAUUAUGACCCUGAUCUUGGUAGAUCACCAAUGAAUUUCCGUGAUGUCUUUCUUCAUAGUCAAGCUCUCGAAGGCAUGACAAUGUCUAUGAUUCUUGGAGCACCGAAUGAAGAGGAGCUUUUCUUACUGCAUGAAAUAUUUGGGCUGUGUCUAACAGGAGGGAGGGAAGUCCAUAAUCUAGUUGUGAAAAGUAUACAAGAUAUGGCUGAAGCAUUCUCAGCAUAUGAUGGUGAAAUGCUGGUAAGGAAGGAAGAAUUGCUUCAAUUUGCUCAAGGUGCAAUUACUGGGCUGAAAGUAACUGCUGACAUAGCAAGAAUAGAUUCUGAAAUCUCACAAAUACAGCAAAGCUUGGAUAGAAUGAAAUGCCAGAAAUCUGCAGGCGAGGGCGGUAAAAAUUCAUCUGAAGCACAAAGUCUUGCAUCAUUAAAGGCUACAAAAGAAUCUGUUGCCCACAUUCAAUUAUGCUGCAGAUUGAAGUCACUUCUACUAAAGAAAAGAUUGUUGAAAAAGGGGGAUACACCAGAGACUCAUUCUCAGAAAGUUCAUAAAUUAAAACUUCUGUUAGAAUCGCUUCAUAGUUCGGUCUCCAAAACUGAGAAGCGAAUUCUAGAGCAUAGGGAAGAGAAAAAAGAAGUCCUUACUUUUCGUGUAGCCAGAACUACUGACGUCAGCCAAUUUGAGAAGGACUUGGAAGCUGAAAUUAGUUUGCUUGAAGAGCAAAGAGACAAACUUGAAGCUGAAUUGGGAAAGGUUAAUAACACAUUGGCUGUUGCAAUUACCCGUCUCCAAAAUGCCAGGGAAGAGAGGUUACAGUUUGACGAAGAUAAUAAUGAGUUUCUUCUACUCUUAAAGGCAAAGGAAGAUGAACUCUCAAACACAAUUGUUUCGUAUAAAGCAGAGGCAGAUACUUGUAAUGCAUUUAUUAAUUUUCUGGAAGCUACUUGGGCUUUCCAGUCCUCCUAUGUGGAGCAGAGGGACAAGCAGGUCAAUGAUCAAUUGGAGAAUCAUGAAGCAUACCUUAUAAAUGUGGCUAGUAGUUUUUUAUCUACUUAUAAGGAGCAACUGGAGCCUGCUAUCGCCAAAUUGAAGAAGCUGUGGGAGGACUUGAAAGGGUAUGAGAAAACAAUCGAUCCAGAUGUGGAAUUUUUGCAAGAUAUAAGACGAAGGGUAAUUCUUGAGCAGGAAUAUAUGGAUGCAGAAGCCAAGGUUAUCAACAUCUUUGAUGCAGUGGAGAGCAUUAAAGAGCACUUUUACGGUGCAAUCGAUGAUGCCUCUAUGGAAGGUGUUAAAGUGGUUGGGGAGUUAUGUGGUGCCAUUGAGAAGAUGAAAGGUGACUUCAAAACCAUCAAAAGACCAAAUCUGAGAAUCGAGAGCCCGCCCGAGGAAGAAGAGCCCCCAGCAACAGCAAGUCCCCAAGGACUCGUACUUUCACCUGGACUCGUCAUGCCAGAUUUUAAGUCGAUUUUUUCUCAGAAAUUGAUGAUCAAAUCUCCUAAACAAAAACCAUACAUACCCUUAGGUGGCCUUUCAGAAAACCAUCCGUCUUCAACCACGGAGAACGAUACAAAGUCGGCGGAAAGCGAACAACAUAAAACGAAAGUCAAAGAGUCCGAAAAGCCAUCACACCCUGAUAAAGAUGCAUCAAAUCUCACCUUAGAAUUUGAGAAUGAGACUACAGGACAAAAAUCAAGAGCCAAAAGUGAUCAAGGAGAACCGGAGAAAAUGUCAUCGGGUCUUGAUGAAGAGAGUAGGAGGCAAAGUAAAAUGCAUCAACAUCCUGCAUUAGACCCUGUAGAAGGUAAUGGCGAAAAUUUACUUCACUCGAAUGACGGAAUACCCAAAGUGACCUUGGCAGCAGAAGCCGCUACAUCAGAACCUGUGCUUGACAAGACGUCCCAACUUACAACAGGCAAUGGCAAAAGAUCGGUAGAGCCUGAUGAGCAACCGCCAAAAUCAACCUCACGAAGUGAGGAGCAAGGUAAGGUCCCAACAGAAGAAGUUGUCCAGAAAUCCGUCAAACUUGUGAACGAGCUGAAAGAUGACAAUUUAUCGUCAUAAAAAGUGUUGAAAUUAGCUCCGGUGAGUCGAAGAUCUUUCGGUUUGUGUCACCCCCUAUCGGUUAUGAAUUCGAAUUACAGGUAUUAUUUAUAAGUCUUCAGUAUUGUGUUAAACAACCGCUUUAUUCUUUGCGGUGGAGAACUUGCAUACAUCCAAGCACUUGGAAUUCGUUGGUUCGGCUUGGUUUGGUUUUCUAUUGGGUUACUGAUCAUUUCCAUUUAUAUAGAUUUUCUUUAAGAUUAUUAUGUUCAUUUUGAAGCUUAAUCUGUUCAUGAGCAUCCUUGUUGAUUUCUUUUCGUCCCUGAUCGUUCAAAAUUGUUGUUUUUUGACAGUUACAGUUAGUCUCGGGACGAAAGCCAAAAUGAAUUGAAACCACACUGACGAAAACCGUAAUUUCAAUAAACCAUGAAUAAAAUGAAUUAAUUUUCAUUCCUCUUAUAUUAUAUCAAAAUUAAACAGUUCUUUUAUAU